UUCCUCAACUUUAUUUCUCUCUCUCUCUUGUCGCGGCGGCUUUGAAGGGGGUAGUUCAAGAAAGAGGGCGAAAAAGUUUCGUCUGCUGGGCUUCUUCCAGGUGAUUGGGGUGAAUCUCUUUUGUCAGUAUCACUACCCAAGACAAUGAAGCCGCGGAAACUCUAUAUAGCUGUGAAAGAUUUCAUGGGGGAAGCCAAAACAGGCGGAGAAGUCAAGGUAUCCAGGGGUAGCUUACUAAGCCAGGAAGAUGCCCGCGGGAUCUCCCCUGGUGGAACAUUUUGGGCCAGGGUCUUGGAUGCAGAAAAGGUGGUCCGGGUACCACCCUCGAUGGCCAAGGAACUGAGCGGAGCCCAGUCUGGGUUGCUAGAAGCCGUGACCAAUGGAGAUGAACGCCUGGCACUCUUCAAGCAGGAGCGGUGGAUGCAGAAACUCAGCGCUCUGGGGAAGGGUGACCGAGUGAGAGUCCAGAUCACCUCUUCUUCUGGGCAGAAAGUCCCAGGAAUCAUCCGAUACCGAGGAUCCAUAGACAAGAACAAGCAAGAUACCAGCAUCAUCUUUGGGGUCGAGCUAGUGGGCUCGGCAGCCGGCAAGGGUUUUACAGAUGGCUCCUUCAAAGGACAGAAGUUCUUCUCCUGCCGUGAGAACUGUGGUGUCUUUGUACCCGUCAGCCGGAUUGAACCUGACAAAGCGGCUGAGGGUAGCCCAGCAGCACCUCGAAGAGGAGUGAUCCGGGAGUGUACAAGAGUCAAGCUUACCACGGGAGAUCCCUUGUCGUCCCCAGGGCUAACGUUUGGAGACCGGGUCUUUUUCAAGAUGGAAAACAGCACCCCUACUGGCAGUGUGGUAUACUGCAAUUAUCUUCCAGGGAAAUAUGAAGCCGGAGUAUUUGUGGGAAUUUUUCUAGAUCAGCCCGUGGGAUCCUGGGAUGGUUGCUUCAAAGGCAAAGCUCUCUGUCAUUUCCCGUCACCCAAAUAUGGAAUCUUGCUCCCCCUUUCCAAGGUCUAUAAAGAACAUGUUGAUAAAGGUCAAGAGAUCCUAAACAGCAACUCCUCCACCCCUACCUCAGAUGAAUAUGAAGAUUGUCCAUCCCCUUCCUCCAUCAAAUAUCCUCCACCAAUGAAGGAGUGUUUAUCCCAGAACUCUCCUCCUUUAGCCCCUUCGGCAAAUUUGGAGGACAUCAAGGAAGAAUUAGAACACAUUUUUGAGAGGAAGAAGAAAAAAAGUGAGGCAGAAGAAUCUGAGGAGGACCAGGAUAGCAGACAAUAUGACUACCAUCUCUUAGAGAUCAAUUCCAUGGUGGAGGUUUAUAAUCCACCCAUCUACGGUGUGAUACGUUGGAUUGGAGACCUACCAGAUGCAGAUGAGACAGUUGCUGGCUUGGAGCUGGAGGAACCACUGCCAACAGGCUGCACAGAUGGACAAUACAGAGGGAACCGCUAUUUCUACUGCCAACCAAACAAAGCCCUGUUUGUCAAGCUGAGUCAUUGCCACCCUGACUCACGUUUUGAUACCUUGCAGACUCCUGAAAAUCCUGUUUUGCGAUGCAACUCCCUGGAUUUCCGGGUCUAUGCCAGUGCCAAGGUAGAAGAAGAUACUCCACCACCACCGUUGGGCAAUCAAAGUUUGGAACUUCUCUCAGGAUGGAAGAAGGGGAUCCAAGGUCAUUGCAACUCUUGCUACCUCGAUGCUACUUUGUUCUGUAUGUUCUCCUUUACUUCUGUAUUGGAUUCCUUGCUUCUACGCCCAGCAGACAAGAACGAUGGGGAAUCUUACACCGAGACCCGAGAUCUCUUAAGAACGGAGAUUGUCAACCCUUUGCGCAAGAACGGCUACGUGUGUGCUACCAAAAUCAUGGCCUUGCGGAAAGUUUUGGAAACAGCUGGGCACUCCUCUGGUUUCACCAGUGAAGAAAAAGACCCAGAAGAGUUCCUCACGCUGCUCUUCCGAGUGCUAAAGAUGGAGCCCCUCUUUCAGAUCCGCUCAGCUGGCCAGGACCCUCAUGGCUGCAUAUUCUACCAGAUAUUUACUGAGGACCACCCUACUCAUGUAGUCCCAACGGUUCAAGAGCUUCUGGAGGGAUCACUGGUGAUCGGGGAUCUCAAAUUCACAGAGGCCCCUUCAUGCCUUAUCCUUCAGAUGCCUCGGAAUGGGAAGAACUUCAAAGCUUUCCGAACCAUCCAACCCAGCCUGGAACUUGACCUCACGGAUCUUCUGGAAGAAACUCCCCGAGAGUGUUCUGUAUGCCAAGGACUGGCUGUGAUGGAGUGUCUAGAUUGCUAUCAGGAUCCUAGUUUCGGCAUGCGACACAUCAAACAGUUCUGCAAGAUUUGCAAUCAGCAGGUUCACAAGCACCGGGCCCGACGGUACCACCAACCCCGUCCACUGCAUCUUCCUGAGGAGCUUUGUCACUUUGGCUCUUUGCCAGAGAACAUCCCCCGCCAGACAAUGCAGCUCUUCGCAGUUCUCUGCAUUGAAACAAGUCAUUACGUGGGCUUUACCCGCUACGGUCCAGAUGUCCACCAGUGGCUUUUCUUUGAUAGUAUGGCUGACCGUGAGGGUGGAUUGAAUGGCUUUAAUAUCCCCCAUGUCACACCGUGUUCAGAGGUAGCAGAUUACUUGGAAAUGCCCAUUGAAGCUCUGCAAACUUUGGAUCCCAAAUCUUUACCCUCUUAUGCCCGCCGCUUGCUCUGUGAUGCUUACAUGUGCUUCUACCACAGCCCUUCCCUCAGCCUCUACAAAUAAAGCUUUGGAUGAGAGACAGGAGAUUGUAGGAGAGAAAGAAGCUAUGUGGCUGUACGUAUCCCAUGGCAGAUGUGGCUGCAAAUCUGAGACCCCCAAAGAUGCUUUUUUCAAGAGGCAACUAGACUUCCUGGUUUUUCUUUGAAGACGUUUCAUUUCUCAUUCAAGAUGGUGCUUCAGAAGAAGCUCUGAAGAGCUGAAGAAACUUCUUGGAUGAGAAGCUUCUUCUUCAGCUUUUUCAGCUCUAGUUGCCUCUUGAAAAAAAGCACCUUUGGGACAGCCAUGACUUGGAUGAUUGCAAAUCUCCAUAGACAUUUAAACCAGAUCCUUUGGGAGUGACAACCUGAGAGAGCACUGAAUAAUUCGGAAGCAAAGGCUGUAUACAAUUACCUAUAACUUUUUCAGAUGGAAUCCAUAUUGGAAUCUGUCCUUCCUUUCGGGCUAAUCUAGACAAAAUGUUUAAAAAAUAUUAUAUGAGAUUUCCCCUGACCACUCUUCACCAUUUUAAACAUUUUAGGGAUGGUGGACACAAUUAAACUAACUCCAUCCACUUGGAGCAACUUAUCAAAGGAUGUUUGAUUAAGUAAAGGUAAAAGUUCCCCUCGUACAUGGGUGCUAGUCGAUCCCGACUCUAGGGGGCAGUGUUCAUCUCUGUU
Thamnophis elegans (Western terrestrial garter snake) is the source of this 3395-nucleotide messenger RNA. Its product is annotated as ubiquitin carboxyl-terminal hydrolase CYLD-like. Gene Ontology annotation, biological process: regulation of mitotic cell cycle; necroptotic process; protein K63-linked deubiquitination. Lineage: Eukaryota; Metazoa; Chordata; Lepidosauria; Squamata; Natricidae. Bases 145 to 2742 code for a protein of 865 amino acids. The record is from RefSeq and is a predicted model, not a curated record. The transcript is spliced from 15 exons. Gene Ontology annotation, cellular component: cytosol. Gene Ontology annotation, molecular function: K63-linked deubiquitinase activity; cysteine-type deubiquitinase activity.